AUGAGGUCUCACAGCGAGACCUGGGCGAGUCUGUUGCUGGCCCUGAUAUCGACUACAAACUUGACGACCGUAACUGCGUCGACGAACUGGGUGAGCGGGAUUUCGAGCUCUAUUUUCGUGAUCAUCUUCUCGCGCCGCGUGCCAAUUCUGAUGGCCUUUUCCCAUUCAAUGGUCCUGGACAACGCGGUAGUCCUCGAAGAGGCGGGAUCACCUUACGAGGCCGCGGAACUGCACGAGGCCGCGGUACUUCACAAGGAUGUGGUACUUCACGAGGACGUGGUGCUUCACGAGGACGCGGCGCUUCUGGAGCUUGUCGCCGAGGGAGAGGCAAGGGCUUUGGGGAAUUUGGAGGCAUGGACAAAGCUGGCCCCCCCGAGUCAGGCCACUUCGGCGAGGCUGACGACCAUCCCAAGGCUGAUGAACCCCUCGAAGCUGGCGGGCCACCCCCGACUCACGACCACUAGGAUGGGAGCGCAAAGCCUGUAA
This is a messenger RNA of Clonostachys rhizophaga, 486 nucleotides long. NCBI's taxonomy places the organism in Eukaryota, Fungi, Ascomycota, Sordariomycetes, Hypocreales, Bionectriaceae. The record is from the annotation of a GenBank genome assembly.